UCAAACUACACUAACAAUUCAUCUAAUCGGAAGUAGGAAAAGCUCUCCUGCUGUGGGAUGUUCUUGUUUAGCUGAUUUUUAGGGCAGGUUUAGUUAAAAUGUGGUUUCUGGCUUGGUCUCGGAGCUUGCGCUUACCUGUGGAGCAAAUGUGUCAAGAGGCAGGAGACGGUUUCCGCUCGUGCGGUGUUGUGAUGGCUAACCGUCGUCGCUAGCAGGCUAGCUAGCUGUAUGGCUGGUUUUGGUGGUGCUGCAAAGAAAGCGAUAAUUAGCUUGCUAGAGGGCUACGCUCGCUUGGCUGUACAUCGUUUUAGGUAAAACGCUAUUUAUUGACACCACUGGUUCGGCCACUUGACUGGUAAUGCGUUGGAUAUCCCACUGAGGAAGAUCCCCAGAUGGAAAUUUGAUUGUAUACCAAGUGGAUUACUCAUCAAGCUUCUCAUAAUAAUGGAAUAAUUUUCUCCUCAACAUCAUGCGAGCCGUCAAAUCAGCUCUCGUCCUCUAUUACUGCAGAGAUUUUUUGUCCUCAUAUUUGGAUAUAUCGGCAAGAUUUUGAAAGACCAGCAGUCAGGACAGCGUGUGCAGUCUUUUCUUUAUUUUCAUGUGCUUCCGGUGAAACACUAGCUAUCCAUCUACUCGGGAUGGAUAUGAUCAAAUCCCUUUAAAGAUUAGCGUGAUACAGUGAGAAGGAGCCCCAAAGAAGUAAGUCCCGAGCAGGAUAGGUGCAGAAAAACUCCCUGCUCCCAAAGAAACAUGGCUUCGGUAUGGAAAAGACUGCAACGUGUGGGGAAACAUGCGUCCAAAUUUCAGUUUGUGGCUUCCUAUCAGGAACUGAUGGUGGAAUGCACUAAGAAAUGGCAACCAGACAAGCUGGUGGUGGUUUGGACACGCAGAAGUCGACGGAAAUCCUCCAAGUCCCAUAGCUGGCAGCCCGGCAUCAAAAAUCCCUACAGAGGAGUGGUGGUGUGGCCUGUUCCAGAGAACAUUGAGAUAACUGUCACUCUGUUUAAGGACCCCCAUGCAGAGGAGUUUGAAGACAAAGAGUGGACAUUUGUCAUUGAAAAUGAGUCUCCAUCAGGGCGGAGGAAGGCCUUGGCUACCAGCAGCAUCAACAUGAAGCAGUACGCCAGUCCGAUGCCCACACAGACAGAUGUCAAACUCAAGUUUAAGCCCCUGUCCAAAAAGGUGGUGUCAGCCACGCUGCAGUUCUCCCUCUCCUGCAUCUUCCUCCGUGAGGGGAAGGCCACUGAUGAAGACAUGCAGAGCCUGGCCAGCCUGAUGAGCAUGAAGCAGGCUGACAUUGGCAACCUAGACGACUUUGAAGAAGAGAAUGAAGAGGAUGAGGAGAACAGGGUUAACCAGGAGGAGAAAGCUGCUAAGAUCACAGAGCUGAUCAACAAGCUGAACUUCCUGGAAGAUGAGGAUCGGGAAGCAUCUCCUGCCAUGAACACCAAUCCCUUUGAUGAUCCAGAUGAUGAUCUUCAUCCCAACCACCUCAACCCAUUUGGUGAUCCUGAUGAGGAAGAACCCCCAGCCCAGCUGGUCUCGAGGCAGCGGGUCAACGACAAUCCCUUCUAUGACCACGACUCUUCAAAUCCCUUCAAUGAGCCAGAUGAACCCGAGACAGAAACUAUCCCGGGGAACCCCUUUGACGAGCCAGAACAGGACAUAGACCUCCAGCCAGACCCUGAACCCCCAAAACCCAGGCAGAGGAAAGGCGUACGGCCUGUUGACAUGAGCAAGUACUUGUAUGCCGACACUGCUCCAACUGAGGAUGAGGAACUGGAUGAAUCCAACCCAUUCUACGAGCCAAGGACAUCGAGCCCUGUGCAGCCCCCUACUGGCAGCCCCUCCCUGGAUGUGAGCGGCAGCCAGAAGAGGAGGGCUCCUCUGCCCCCCAGUUCCAGCCCUUGCCCCAGUGUGUCGGUUCCCAAACCCAGCUCGGGCCUUGACAAGGAGAGAACCCAGCCAGUUGGGCCCAGUGCAGUUGCAGCAGUGAUGGGGAGAGAGCUGGCCUCCUCGUCCCCCAAGCCCAGCCCUGUCCCGAGCCCAAUUCUGGGUGGGAAGCCCAAUGCCAGCCAGUCUCUGCUGGCAUGGUGCCGUGAGGUCACCAAGAACUACCGUGGAGUGAAAAUCACCAACUUCACCACCUCCUGGAGAAAUGGGCUGGCCUUCUGUGCCCUGCUGCACCACUUCAGACCCGACAUAAUAGACUACAAGUCGCUCAAUCCUCAGGAUAUUAAAGAAAACAACAAAAAGGCAUACGAUGGGUUCGCAAGCCUUGGUAUCUCCCGUCUCCUUGAACCAUCAGACAUGGUGCUACUGGCCAUUCCUGACAAGCUGACAGUGAUGACCUACCUUUACCAGAUUCGGGCCCACUUCUCUGGGGAGGAGCUCAACGUGGUGCAGAUAGAGGCCAACAGCAGUCGCAGCACCUACAAGGUGGGCGACUUUGAGACGGAUACAAAUGCCUCCAUAGACCAGGACAAGUUCUACGCUGAACUGAACGACGUGCAACAUCGAAAGACUAAUUUCGCCGGUACUGAGUCUAAUGGCACUAAAGUCACUGAGGAGGAGGCGAUAGAACCAGGUUGGAAGGAUGAAGAAGGAGCAGUGAGCUUGCCAGCAGCAGGGCCUUUACAGUCCCCCCCUUCCAUCCCUUCACCAUGCACAGCAUUAGCAGACUCAGCGACAGACUCGGAACGCGGUACACAGUCGAGUUCUGAGGACAGAGGGAGUCUACUCAAAGCCAACACUUUGGACCUCAGUGAGUUACCGCAGAGGGUAGAGAGAGAAAUGGAGAAGGAGAGACAGCAGAAGAAAGACAUGGGAGGGGAAAGAAGGGAGGGUAGUACAGAACCAGGGUCCCCCACCAGGAGAUGGCCCCCCUCUUCCUUUUCAUCAUCCUCUUCUCCACCUCAUCAGAAACUGGGAUUCUCCUAUAACAGGGAUGCAGACCUUAUAAAGAAGAAGAGGGCAAGUCUGCGUCACUCAGAGUCUGAGCCCGCCUCUGACACCAGCUCUCCUUCAGUCAACCACACAGACACGCCUCCUAAACAGGAGCCAACACCUGCCCCUGUAUCAAGUCCCCCCGCUGAAAAGAAGGUGCUGUCUCGUCAGGAGGAGCUGAAAGAGAGAGCCAGACUCCUCCUGGAGCAGGCCCGCAGAGAUGCUGCGAUGAAGGCCGGCAACAAGAACGUCCCCAACUCAGCUGUCAGUGCACCAAACAGGGCCACAAACGCCUGUGAUGAGCGAGAUGCAGAGCGACGAAGGCAGCUGAGAGAGCGAGCCCGACAACUGAUAGCUGAGGCCCGAUCAGGAGUGAAGAUGUCUGACAUGAGCAUGCUGGACGCUUCCAGCACUGACAGAUGCAAGGGCAGCAAGGCUGGUCCUGCUGGAGCCACAGAUAUUUUUGACGAGGUGAGAGGUCAUCUUGAGGAUGAUGCAGUCGAUGGUGAAAAGGGCGCAGAAGAAGAAAAGGGUAGAGAAGAGGAAGAGCAGCUCCAUUUUGGUGGAGGUGGAGAUGGUUAUGAUGACGAUGAUGAUAUUGGUGCUGCUGCCACAUCUGCAUCUGUGCUGGUUACUAACCCACUGCCACUGGAGGCAUUUCUUCCAGCCACCUCUAGCACCCAGGGGCCCCUGGAGCUUACUAACCUCAGCUCUGAGCUAACUUCUCUAGGUACAAACAGUAAGCAUGUAGAUUUGAAGCUGAAGAAGCUGGUGGAGGUCAGCCCAAGAAGAACCACCUCUCCUUCAUCCCCGUCCUCCACCUCCUCCUCUUCCUCACCCACUGCCUCCUCUACCUCCCCACUCAGCCCUGCAGAGGGCCAGGAGAAUGCAGAGGAGCUGCGAGCAGAGCGUCUGCGCAGAGCGACUGAGAGGUUGCGUAGCCCAGUUGUCUUCAACAAGGACUCUGCAGUCAGGAAAACACAGCUGAAAUCCUUCAGCCAGUACGUGGAGAGCCGACCAGAGAUGAAAAGACAGAAAUCUGUCCCAGAGGACCUGAGGAAGGCUGAAGAGGAUGGAGGUUCACCUACAGAGCUCGACAUCUGCCGGCCAUUUGAAGAAGAGAAGGCGUUCAAAGACACCAGUCAGUAUGUGGUUGGGGAGCUGUCUGCACUGGAGAGUGAGCAGAGGCACAUAGACGCCCGAGCAGCUCGCGUGGAGAAGAGGCUGCGCUAUCUCAUGGACACAGGCAACAACAAAGAAGAGGAGGAGGCCAUGAUGCAGGAGUGGUUCAUGCUGGUCAACAAGAAGAACGCACUCAUCAGAAGACAAAACCAGCUCUCUCUGCUGGAGAAAGAGCACGAUCUGGAGAGACGCUUUGAACUGCUGAACAGGGAGCUGAGAGCCAUGCUGGCCAUCGAGGACUGGCAAAAGACAGAGGCCCAGAAGAGGCGAGAGCAGCUGCUGCUGGAUGAACUGGUCAUACUGGUCAACAAGCGAGAUGCACUGGUCAGGGACCUGGAUGCCCAGGAGAAACAGGCCGAGGAGGAGGACGAGCACCUGGAGAGGACGCUGGAACAGAACAAAGGAAAGAUGGCCAAGAAAGAAGAGAAAUGUGUGCUUCAAUGAUUGUCAUUUCAGAGGAAAUACAACCAACAAAUGUAGCCGAUAAAGAAAUGUAACAUGAUUAUUAUAACUGAUACUCUGAUAUGUUUGAUAGUGGUUUUCUUGGGCAUUUCUCUGUUAUCCAAACUCUGAUAUGGACUUUUUUAUUAUUAUUAAUGGUCAAAUUUAGUGCAGAGAUCCAGCCCUUUGCACCAACUUUAUAUGAACUCAACGUUUCCUCUUAUAUAAAAGAUUUUUAUUUUAACCUAUCUUUGCUUUAACCUGAAUGGUACUUUAAUGUAAUAUAAAAUGAGUAAGAGGAGAGCAGACGGUGUGAUGUUUGCAUGUUGUGAUGCUGCAGCACCCUGUCCCUGUCUGACCAGUAGGUCUGAGGUACAGCACAACUGGGUUUACUGGGGGGAUUUUUCAUUUCUUUUUUUUUUUUUUUUGUUUCUUCAUCAUUUUGUGGAGAUGAUGAAGUGGUCGAUGUUGUACAAGAAAAAAGUCAUAAUAUCGGUCUUUCAAAGCUACUUCAUUACUUGACUGUGUAUCUUUUAAUAAUUUCACUUUUUACUUGUAAAAUAUCUUAAAGGGGGAACCGUUCAUAAAUCUUAACUUUCUAUUCCUUUUUUAUUGUCUUGGCUUGAAAGCAGUUUACCAAAAGAAAGAUCAAUGUUUGAGAAAAAAAAAUCUCAUGUUGUAUAUUUUCAUCACUGCUCUGCUUCCAAAAUCCUCUUUUUUGUCAGGAUUCAUGCAGUCAAAACAAAAAUAUAUAUAUAUAUAUAUUAUUUAUUGUCCUUUUAAGCUGCUUGUAAGUGAAGCUACCAUCACAGUUCAUGUGCAUUUUUUGCUCUACAACUUUUUUGGUUUGUAUUUAUUGUAUUCUGAAGAAGAGAAAUAUGCUUCCACGUGCAUCACUUAGAGCUCCACAGGUGCAGUUUGUCCUUUAACGUGUUCAGCAUUUAUCUUGUUUAUUUAUUCCAGUGUCAUAACCCAAGUCUUCAAUAAUAAAGUCCUUAUGAUUUCAU
Cheilinus undulatus (humphead wrasse) is the source of this 5576-nucleotide messenger RNA. It is a transcript of the gene ehbp1, whose product is annotated as EH domain binding protein 1. The transcript has 25 exons. The record is from RefSeq and is a predicted model, not a curated record. Gene Ontology annotation, molecular function: protein binding. The coding region runs from base 751 to 4572 and encodes 1273 amino acids. NCBI's taxonomy places the organism in Eukaryota, Metazoa, Chordata, Actinopteri, Labriformes, Labridae.